AAAUUUCUGAUUAAUUACCACUUCUCUUUUGUGAAUAAUUUUUUCCACAUUCGAAUAACCAUGGCAGACGCUAUACCUAAACCUCCACCGUUGCAAAUCAAUGCACCAGUCAUACUCUUAGUUGGAAAAACGGGCGCUGGUAAAAGCACUUUGGGAAAUUUAUUGUUGAAAACCUCUGAAGAUGAAAACCCAACUUUCCAUGUUUCCGACAGCUUUUCAUCCGUUACUAAAGAAUCUAGUUCUGCGAGUUACGAAAUUGGGGACGAAGUUUACAAUAUUAUCGACACGCCAGGGAUUUUUGACACUGACGAUCCCACCGAAGAUAUCUUAGAAGAAAUCGCUCGCACCAUCCAAAAGUGCGCUUAUGGAGUCAGAGCCAUAUUAUUUGUAUUUGAAGCCAAACGAUUCACGAAUGAACAAAAGAAUACGCUCAAUGGAAUAACAAUGUUUCUUGGAGAAGAGUCUAUCCAAUACAUGAUUUCUGUCUUUUCACAUUGUAACAAAAAGCAGACUAAGGAUCCAGAAUAUUUUAAAAAUUCUUGCUGGAAUGAUCCAGUUAAGGAUUUUGUCGAUUCCAUGAAUAAUCGGUGGGCUAUUUCUCCGAAUGCAGAUGACUUUCCUCCCGAUAAUCUUGUGCAUAAACAACGCCUCAAAGAAUUGAAAAAACAUAUCAACUAUAAUAUAAAUGGAGUGUAUACAAAUAACCUUUUCGAAAAGGCUCGGAAAAAGCAAGAAGAAAAUGAAAGAAAAGAGAGAGAAGCAGAAGAGGAACGAAAAAAAGAAUAUGAAAAAAAUUUAAUGAGUAAAGGUGAAGCCCUUGCAAAAAAGUACUACGAGGAACAGAGGAAAAAAGAUGAAGAAAAAUUUCUUGAAGAAAAAGAAAAGGAAAUUACGAGUAUUAAAAACGAAUUUCAAGGUGUAAUAGAUACGCUAAAGGGGGGAACCGGGGGAUAUUGCCAAAUAGUAUAACACUACCAGCUUAUUUAGAAUUUUACAUAAUAAUGAUAUCUAAGUUUUAGUUUUUAUGUGAAUUCUAAAAAAAA
This is a messenger RNA of Rhizophagus irregularis DAOM 181602=DAOM 197198, 1043 nucleotides long. RefSeq lists its product as uncharacterized. The record is from RefSeq and is a predicted model, not a curated record. NCBI's taxonomy places the organism in Eukaryota, Fungi, Glomeromycota, Glomeromycetes, Glomerales, Glomeraceae. Gene Ontology annotation, molecular function: GTP binding.